This is a messenger RNA of Zophobas morio, 1494 nucleotides long. Its product is annotated as 2-Hydroxyacid oxidase 1-like. The coding region runs from base 182 to 1285 and encodes 367 amino acids. The transcript is spliced from 5 exons. Gene Ontology annotation, molecular function: oxidoreductase activity; FMN binding. The record is from RefSeq and is a predicted model, not a curated record. Lineage: Eukaryota; Metazoa; Arthropoda; Insecta; Coleoptera; Tenebrionidae.
AAUAAAACUUAACCUAAGAACACCAUGACAGAGCGUUGCCAACUGAAAUUUUAAAGUCGCGUUUAACUAUAAUUCAAAUUUUUCUCCAAAUUCUAAUCACACUAAGGUCAACUGGUCAUCAGUAAACAGACAAGAUACUGCUGUCUGGAAACUAAUUAAUACGAACCCAUUCUCCGAAACAAUGGGUGAAUCUCUUGUAUGCGUCAAAGAUUUCGAAAGACACGCUUUUUCGGUACUACCCAGAAGCGCACUGGACUUUUACAGAAGUGGGGCUGGAGCUGAAACCACCUUGGUCCACAAUCGACGAGCAUUCUCCAAGUUUAAAAUUCGACCGCGAUGUCUAAGAAACGUGUCCAGAAGAGAUCUGUCGACGACGGUUUUGGGCCAAAAAGUCGAAAUUCCUGUCGGGAUUUCUCCAAUGUCUAUGCAAAGGAUGGCGCAUCCAGAGGGAGAAUGCGCCAGUGUUAGAGCUGCUCAAGAAAUGGGCACUAUAUACACGCUGAGUAGUUUGGCGACCGCCAGUAUCGAAGAAGUGGCAGAAACAGCACCACGUGGUAUUAACUGGUUUCAGUUGUAUAUCUUCAAAGACAGAGAAGUGACUAAAAAAUUGGUGGCUCGAGCAGAAAAUGCCGGUUUUAAAGCCCUAGUCUUAACAGUGGACGCCCCCAUCUCCGGUCUACGCUUGGCUGACAUAAGAAACAAAUUCGUUCUUCCUCCACAUCUAAAAUUCGCAAAUUUUUCCGGCGACAAAUCUACAGGGAUCAACACCACCGAGUCGGGUUCAGGUCUCAACAGCUACGUCAAUCGCUUUUAUGAUCAAAGCUUGGAAUGGAAAGAUAUCAGGUGGCUUCAGGGUAUCACAAAGCUUCCCAUUGUUCUUAAAGGUAUACUAACAGCAGAAGAUGCUGUUAUUGCGGCUGAUUUAGGUGUAGCGGCCAUUCUGGUGUCCAAUCAUGGCGGUAGACAAAUAGACGGUACUCCAGCUUCUAUAGAAGCACUACCCGAAAUUGUGAAAGCAGUAGGCGACAGGGUUGAAAUUUAUCUAGACGGGGGUGUCACGGAUGGUACUGAUGUUUACAAAGCUCUGGCACUGGGGGCGAAAAUGGUGUUCGUUGGACGGCCUGUGUUGUGGGGGUUAGCACACAGUGGAGAAGACGGGGUCAAGAAAAUACUCACUAUACUCAAAACUGAACUAGAUUACGCUUUGGCGAUUACUGGAUGUGCUACGAUAAAAGAUAUAAGCAAGGAAAUGGUAGUACCGGAAGAGUACUACAACAAGUUGUAAUUUUUUGUGAAAAUUUUGUGCUGCCGCCGCCACUGCAUAAUCCAUAUUUAUAAUUUUCUAUUAUCUCCGCCACUGUGUACCUCACACCUAAAUUGUUGUGUUUAAAGUCACGUCUUCGCUAGCGACAUCUGUCAGACAAAUAAAAUGUAAUAAUCUCAACAAAUAAGAUUAACGUUUGACGAAACAAUAACAAUUAAGCACAUAACUAG